Prionailurus viverrinus (fishing cat) is the source of this 1166-nucleotide messenger RNA. RefSeq names its product olfactory receptor 7A17-like. NCBI's taxonomy places the organism in Eukaryota, Metazoa, Chordata, Mammalia, Carnivora, Felidae. Gene Ontology annotation, biological process: G protein-coupled receptor signaling pathway. The transcript has 2 exons. Gene Ontology annotation, molecular function: olfactory receptor activity; G protein-coupled receptor activity. Bases 198 to 1166 code for a protein of 322 amino acids. Gene Ontology annotation, cellular component: membrane. The record is from RefSeq and is a predicted model, not a curated record.
GCCGCACCCAGGAAGUCGACUCCUGUAAUUUCUGAUGAUAUGAGCACAUAGCCGUGUUCUAGAGCCUUCGCGAGUGGGGCCAUGUCUCUUCCCUUCCUGGGGACAUAACUUCCAACCACAUCACUCAUCCAUGGGAGAGACUGGGUCAUUGAUCUCCCGCUGUUCUGUGCUAACAUCUGGCUGUUUUCACCAGACACAUGGAAGGAAGAAAUCAAACCCAUGUGACAGAAUUUAUCCUCUUGGGACUCUCAGAUGAGGGGGAGCUGCAGUCACUGCUCUUUUGGCCAUUCCUGUCUAUGUACCUGGUCACCUUCACUGGGAACCUGCUCAUGAUCCUGGCCAUUAUCACAGACUCCCGCCUCCACACACCCAUGUACUUCUUCCUCUCCAACCUGUGCUUUUCAGACAUCUGUUUCACCUCCACCACCGUCCCAAAGAUGCUGCUGAACAUCCAGACGCAGAGCAAAGUGAUCUCCUACAAAGGUUGUCUCAGCCAGAUGUACUUUUUCAUGCUUUUUGGAGUAUUAGACACCUUCCUCUUGACCGUGAUGGCCUAUGACCGGUUUGUGGCCAUCUGUCACCCACUGCACUACAUGGUCAUCAUGAACCCCAAGUUCUGUGGCAUCCUGCUCCUGGUAUGCUGGUUAUUGAGUAUUUUUAACUCUCUAUUACAUGACUUGCUGAUUUUGCGACUCUCUUUUUGCACAGAUCUGGAAAUCCUUCACUUUGUCUGUGAACUUAAUCAGGUGAUCCAACUUGCUUGCUCUGAUACCUUCCUCAAUGACCUGAUGAUCUAUCUCACAAGUGGACUUCUGGGUGUUGCUCCACUCACUGGCAUCCUCUCCUCUUACUCUAGAAUUGUAGCCUCCAUUUUGAGAAUUUCAUCAGUGAGGGGCAAGUAUAAAGCAUUUUCCACGUGUGGGUCUCACCUCUCAGUGGUCUCUUUGUUCUAUGGUACAAGCCUUGGGGUGUAUCUGAGUUCUGCUGCUGCACAAAACUCCAGGGCAAGUGCCAUAGCCUCAGUCAUGUACACAGUGGUGACACCCAUGCUGAACCCCUUCAUCUAUGGCCUGAGGAACAGAGACAUCAAGCAAGCCCUGGGAAAGCCCUUUAGCAGAGGGACAUUCUCAGCAUAUAAGAUUCUUUGUUUCAGGAUAAAGACUUGA